Molecule: messenger RNA, 1930 nt
Organism: Durusdinium trenchii
Lineage: Eukaryota; Dinophyceae; Suessiales; Symbiodiniaceae
Source: the annotation of a GenBank genome assembly
UCGAAGUGGCCCGAAGUGGCUCACCAGACUUGUUUCGGCAGUCGUGACGUCCUUCUCUGGGUGUGGAGCACCGCCGAUGUCAGAGCUCGACUUGGAGGUUCCAGAAGAACAUGGCAGGAUGCAACAAGAUGUGCUCGACCUCCAGGGAUUGGAGGUGGAUCGGAGCAUGGAUCAGGUGGCCUCGUCAUGCCUCUCCAGCCAUGGCCUUGCGGGUCAUACCAGUGGCCUGGGCUCUCCAAGCUAUGGGAGUGGGAGCGAGAUCAGCUCCGAAGCAGCACAGCUGGCGGCCAGGAUGCGUCAGAUGCUUCCCGUGGUGGCCGGCUUGGUCUCCAGCAUGAGAGUCACACAUCCCGGAGUCCUCCGCGGCACGCCGGCCUACCGGCCCUUUCAGAGGUGUGGCCAGGCCUUUAAUCCUGGUUCCGAGGAGGAAUUCUCCAAGAAGAGCUUCGAAGUGAAGCACAUCACGACUUUUUGGUCCCACAGUUGGCGUGGACCGCGUUGGCCCAAGGCCUUGACACUGAUGGUGAUCUACAAUGGUCAAAUCGCCGUGUGCAUGGGGACCUUGGCGGCGUUUCUGAUGAUGAUCCUGUUCAGCUUCCAACUUCUUCCAGGCUUUAGCCGCCUGGCAUGGGCCGAUUUCCAUCUCUUCUCAUGUUGGUCCACCAUGACGGGCUCCAUCGUCAGCUUUUUGACCUUCAUCUUCUGGCGGCCUCAACAGCUGGUCUUCUUCGACCGCAUGUGCAUCCCGGAGAAUGACAGCCGUCUCAAAGCGGAGGCGAUCUAUAGUUUGGCUGGCAUCUUGAAGAGCUCUUCCAAGAUGUUAGUUCUGUGGGACACCACUUGGAGCGAGCGCUUGUGGUGCUUGUUCGAGUUGGCGGCCUUCUUGAAGAGCCAAAAGGCCCUCGCCCCGCAGGGAGGCGGCCAAAGCCUCGAAAUCCGGCCUACCUUCCUGGGGCCUAGCAUGCUCUUCGUGUUUUUGACAAUCUUCGCUGGAUCCAUUGGGCUGGUGCUGUCCCCCGUGUCCUCGCACGACAACCUGAUGAUCCCGAUCGGGUGUGGGCUCCUCGCGGGCUCCGCCGUCGGGUGGAUGGCCAUCAGUGCGCUGCGCAGCUACUUCCGCUCCAUCGAGGCCUUGGAAGCGAAACUCCAAUGGGCCACCUUGGAGGGCACUCGCUGCACCUGCUGCGACGAAGCGCACCUCGAUCGACGUGGUCAACCCAUGCUGUGCGACAGAGAGGUGGUGAAAGAAUGCCUAAAGAGCUGGUUCGGAAGUGAAGAGGAGUUCGAGAAGUAUGUGCGCUCGGAGGUAUGGCACGCCAUGAGCUUGGACCUUCAGGAGCGGGUCUUCUCUGCGAAUAUGAGCCGAGCUGUUUGCGCGCCUGUGUUGUGGGCCUUCAUGGACCUGGCGGCCUCCUAUAUGCAAUUUCUCGCCGAUGCCGAGUCUGGGUUGCCGUGGAUUGGUUGGGGAUUCCUCGUGGACGGACUGGUGAUCCAACUGAUCUUGUGCCCAUUCGUGUUCCACAUCGUGGUUUUCCUGGCACGUCGCUUUCGCCGGAGAGGUGCCUCAUUCUGCAGUGAGGUCUUUCGCAAUUUCUUUGUCGUGCUUUGUGCGGUGAUGGCCCUGGGCUUAGCAGCUGCCUUCUAUGUCAGUGGCUGGGCCAUCUUCGUCCGUGGCGGCAUUUUCGUGCUGGGAUUCCCCCGCAGCAGCUACUUCGCCGGUCCGCUGCUGACAGCUUGGUUGCUCCAUCAAGUGCACCAACGAUGUACCAAGAAGGUCCCCAAGAGCCAAGCUGGUCGCCGGCAUGGCCUUCCAGGCCAUUCACUUGAAGAAGGUGCCGACUGAUGCGACUUGAAGUGCCGACUCGCGGUGGAUGGCAUUACGGGUGGUCGACCUAAGAACACGGGGUGAGGUGGUUUCAUUGAAUGUAUA